CACGACUUUACCUACGCGCUUACUAGAAUUCUGUGAUUGCAUUGUCGUGGUUGAAAGCAGUGUAGAUUGAGAAAUCAGAGAUGAGUACCUUCAAAGUUUUGCUGUUUUUGGGGCUUCUUACGAUUUCAGUUAACGCUUGGUCAAAGAUUAGUGUUCAUCCUAUCUGUUUCCAAGCAAGAGGUGAUCAACCUGGCUACUUUCAACACUACGGAGCAAAUAAACUUGUGAAGGGAUUGCGUCUCAAGUGGCUCAGCGGUGAAGUAAGAUGUGAGUCCAAGGUGAUGUAUAGCAGCAAGUGGGGCUGCUAUCAACAUGCAGGUUUCAAAGGCUAUCGGUUAAAUGUCAUUGUGACAGAUUCAAACAACAAUAUCAUUUUUCCUAAGCCACAAUACAUCAAACAUACGGCUGGACUUUGGUAUUGGUUACCAGGAGUCGAUGAGAGGCAUUCCAAUGAGCUUGUCUUCACCGACUUUGCAACACCUUUCUACCUCGUACAGGGAGGCAUCUUGAAAAUUUGGUACGGUGAGGAUCUGAAGAAUUGGAACGAAGGAAACAAUCAAGGACAGGUGUGCGUUGAUAUCUACGCACUUUUUGCUGAUUAGUUUAAAUACAUGACGAUAAUGAUAACCACAUAGCUGUAUAGAGCUAUUUAGAAACCUUUGAAUACUGCUUAUGAACAUGACACCUUUUAGAAAAUCACUUUUAUCCAAAGGGUAACACGCUGCCAAGCACUUCUGUGAAGAAAGAAAUAGAUUUUGAAUUUUCUCAGUUAUAGACAUUUAAAAAUUCAAAAAUGCAAAUGAAGUGACGUCAACUAAGAAAUUGGUCCUGUUUUUACAUUGUUUGUAUAAUGUUGUUCUUGGUUGAAGAGCUCAAAUCAUCAAUCAUGAUAGUAACAAUUGAGAGGUGAAAAUGCUUUUUCCAAUGUAACAAAAAGAAUAAUGUCCUCUUUCUUGACUUUCUAUAUUUUUUGGAUGAUUUAAAAAUCAUUCCUUAGUAGACGUCACUUCAUUUACAUUUUCUAUGUUUAAAUUGCCCAUAUCUUAGAAAAUACAAUUAAAAAUCAAUUUCUUUCUUCAUCGAUGUGCUUAGCAGCAUUUUCUCUUUUGGAUGAGAAUGAAUUUCUAAUGAGGUCAUGUGCACUUUAAUUGUAGAUUGUGCGGUUCCAGAAAAUUGUAAGAGGUGUCCCAAAUAAAAAAA
Molecule: messenger RNA, 1200 nt
Organism: Exaiptasia diaphana
Lineage: Eukaryota; Metazoa; Cnidaria; Anthozoa; Actiniaria; Aiptasiidae
Exons: 4
Coding region: 81-602 (173 amino acids)
Source: RefSeq, a predicted model, not a curated record